AUGUCCUCGUCGAGCUCACAUACCACCUCAAUAUCGUUGACAAUGGCUGGUGCUGACCUUAAUACAUCUAUGUCAGAAGCAUACUACACGAUUGUGGUCGGCGGUCAGAGUUUCAAACUGACAUGGCUUUCUCUGAGCUCGGAUGGUCCAAACUAUUUCACGAAUGUUUUUACGUCGAGGCUGGAAGAGUCAUUGACUAAAAUGAUGUAUAUUGAUCGAGACCCGGAGAUAUUCAAAGAUAUUGUAAAGCAUUUACAAGGAUAUUAUGUUAUGCCGCGUGACGAGGUGCACUUUACGGAUUUAUAUGUCGAUGCAAUAUUCUAUAGUCUCACAAAACUUAAAGCCCAAUUACAAACAAAAUGUAUUGUGAAUCUCGGGGGAAAAGUAUUUCGCAUUGAGCAAGAAGUCCUCAAACGAGACUCACCAAAUUUUUUCACUACUAUGGGAUUUGGAUUUAGAUGGGAACCACCUCCCAAUAUACAAAUACAACAUGCAUCGAUUCCACCCCCGAUGCUUGAUCGCGACCCGGACCUAUUUGCCGAUAUUUUACGAUAUUUGCAGGGUUACGAAGUACGCAUCCGGGACGAAGUGCAUCGACAAAAUCUGCUAAAAGAUGGACGAUUUUAUCAUCUUCGAGGGCUGACAGAGAAAUUAUUGGAGUCGAGAGCGAUCGUGAAUGGGUUCGCUAAAGAUCAGAGUGGAAAAAAUGAUAUUCUGUUCCUGUUGAAAGAUAUUCGAACAUCAUGUGUUAUUUUGCCGGAGGGAAGUGAUCCCUCCGAUGUAAAUAAUAAUGUGAAUUCGAUACCGGUGUUGUAUAAGAGUAGAACAAAAGAAGGUGCUAUUUACGAUUUAUUGGUGGAGAUUCACGAUAUUAAUUUGUUUUGUCGGUACCAAGUUAAUACCAACACGAAUAAUAACACGAUAACCAAUAACAACACAAAUAUAAAUUUUGCGUCAACAACUCAAAUGAAUCUCGGUCUUCUAUCGCCACCACGAACAACACAAACAAUAGUGAAAUUCGAACUAGUAUUCACUGAAAAAGAUGUUCAAAAACUCGAAAACAUUGCAAAGUCCAUCAAAAUCCCUCACCAAAAAGUCAGCACAACGACCCGAUCACCAGAAUCAUGCGCAUUCGAAAUAGACGGUAUCAAGUCCACAUCCGAGGCCCUAUCAAAUAUCGAACGCCUCGCCUAUCUACUUAAAUCAGACCCAGAGUCUGGCACAAAAUAUCUGAAACUUUACGUGACAAAGUGUAUGACGCGGCUGUUUGUCAGGGGUGGAAAAAUGGAAAUCGAAUUGGUGAAAUGUGAGGCGUUUAGUUCCGAGAGAGGGUUUAAUUCAAAACGAGAUUUUCUACCGGUUGAAACAAAGAUUGUGUCAUCAUGA
This is a messenger RNA of Ambispora gerdemannii, 1386 nucleotides long. Lineage: Eukaryota; Fungi; Glomeromycota; Glomeromycetes; Archaeosporales; Ambisporaceae. The record is from the annotation of a GenBank genome assembly.